GUAUGUGGUGCCAUCCUCUUGUAACGCACACGCGGGUCUUCCUCGUUUGCGCAACUGCAUCCACGAACAAAACGGCUGCCUCUCUCUCCCUCCAUCUCCCUCGCUGGAGUGGAGACUCUUCAAGGCCAAGGAGAGUAGCAGGCAGCCAGCACAGCAGCGAGUGAUAAAAAAGAGGCAGCUCUUGGUCGUUGGUGUGCAUGCUCACGCGAUUCGCGUCCAAAAAUUUAUCAGGAAACCUUUUUCGAGGUCGCGAGUAUCAAUACAUCUUCGUGCUAGUGCGUGUGUGAGAGAGAGGGAGGCGGCCAUGACCGGAGGGGAGGAGCAGGGGAGGAGGCUGUUUGGCGUGUCGCUGACAGACAGGCCCAGGUGGCAGCAGUUCUUGAUCUGCUCAUCGGGGUUCUUCUUCGGCUACCUUGUCAAUGGCAUCUGCGAGGAAUACGUCUACAACCGGCUUCAGUUCAGCUUCGGCUGGUACUUCACAUUUGUGCAGGGGUUCGUGUACUUGGGUCUGAUUCGCCUGCAGGGAUUCACGGUGAAGCAGAUGGUGAACCCGUGGCGGACGUACGUGCGGCUCUCGGCUGUGCUCAUGGGAUCCCAUGGCCUCACCAAGGGUUCCCUCGCAUUCCUCAACUACCCCGCCCAAAUUAUGUUCAAAUCCACCAAGGUUUUGCCAGUGAUGAUAAUGGGAGCAUUUAUACCUGGAUUAAGAAGAAAAUAUCCGUUCCAUGAGUACAUAUCAGCAGUGAUGCUUGUUAUCGGCCUCAUACUAUUCACGCUCGCGGACGCACAAUCAUCACCUAAUUUCAGCAUGAUUGGUGUGGCCAUGGUUUCUGGAGCGCUUGUCAUGGAUGCAUUUCUAGGUAAUCUGCAAGAAGCCAUAUUUAAGAUGAACCCUGACACCACACAGAUGGAGAUGUUGUUCUGCUCAACUGUUGUUGGCCUACCUUUCUUGGUGGUGCCAAUGGUGUUAACAGGGGAGCUGAUGCGGGCGUGGACUGCAUGUUCCCAGCAUAUGUACGUGUACGCCGUGCUGGUGUUCGAGGCGAUGGCCACGUUCGUCGGCCAGGUCUCGGUGCUCUCCCUCAUCGCGCUCUUCGGCGCCGCAACAACAGCUAUGGUGACGACGGCGAGGAAGGCGGUGACCCUGCUCCUGUCGUACCUGAUAUUCACCAAGCCAUUGACGGAGCAGCACGUCACCGGGCUGCUGCUGAUCUCCAUGGGCAUCGUGCUGAAGCUCCUGCUGGAGAACAAGGAGAACGUCCCGCGCAGGCAGGUGAGGAAGACGGUGCAGCAUUGGGACGACAAGCAGCGGGAGAUCAGAGAAGUAGAAGAGGAGAAAGCUCCCUUGGUAUGACCAUUUUUUUAGUUGGCCCAAGCAAAGGCUGAACGAAUCACAAUACACCAAUUGCAGGACAGGAUAGAAAAUGCUCAAAAAAGAGUAACAACCCCUCUCCCUCUGUCUCUCUCAUGUAAUGUUUUGCUGUUGUGAGAUUGUUUUGUGGGUCUAUGCCAAAGGAUUCGAUUGACGAUAAUUACAGAUUAAUUUGGUUGGAGGUGA
Molecule: messenger RNA, 1558 nt
Organism: Oryza sativa Japonica Group (Japanese rice)
Lineage: Eukaryota; Viridiplantae; Streptophyta; Magnoliopsida; Poales; Poaceae
Product: UDP-galactose/UDP-glucose transporter 2
Biological process (GO): transmembrane transport
Cellular component (GO): Golgi membrane; endoplasmic reticulum membrane
Molecular function (GO): transmembrane transporter activity
Source: RefSeq, a predicted model, not a curated record